CAACAACACCACCGCUCGCCUGCUCUCACCGACCAGCGCCGCGCCACUCCUCCGCCGGAUCUCCAGCAUGCAGCCCUCCUCCUCGUCCUCCUCCGCUCACCCGCCCGACCAUCCCAACUCCAAGCCCCCGGCCCCGCCGGCCCCCGCCAUGGGCUACCCCGCCCCCAACGGGAACCCCAGCGCCUACUUCGCCGCCGCGCCGCCCGCCGCCGCCGCCGCCAACGGCUCCGCUCCGGCGACCUUCGGCGUCGCGUACCCCUACCCCGCCCCUCCUCACCACCAUCACCCGCCGCCGCACCACCACUACCCGUAUCCCCCGCCCCCGCCGACGCACCACCACUACGCGGCCCACCCGCCGCCGCCGCCCACCUGCCUGCGCCGCCUCCUCGCCGCCGUCGUUGGCGCCUUCCUUCUCCUCGGCGCCGCCACCUUCAUAGUCUGGCUCCUCCUCCGCCCGCGCGCCCCGGCCUUCUCCCUCACCUCCCUGGCCCUCUCCCGCGUCGCUUACUCCCCCGCCAACUCCUCACUCUCCGCCUCCUUCGACGCUGCCCUCCUCGCCGCCAACCCCAACGCCAAGCUCUCCGUCGCCUACUUCUCACCCCUCGCAUCCGUCUCCUUCGCGCCCUCCUCCCCGCUCGCCGUCGCCUCGCUCGCGCCCUUCGGCCAGGGCCCCGGCAACACCACCACGAUCGCCUUCCGCCUCGUCGUAGAGGAUGCCUACGUCGGGCCCGACGACGCCGCAGCGCUCAAGACCGGCGCCGGGGGCGCUGUCGACGUCGAGGUCAGGCUCAUGGCCGUCGCCGUCUUCGACAGAGGUGGCUGGCGCACGCGCCGGAGGGUCAUGAGGGUUAUGUGCGAUGGCGUCAAGGUGGUUUUCCGCGGGAAGAAUUCCACUGAGGCGGCCUUCGAUGGGCCGCCAAGAAGGUGCGAUGUCGUGUUGUGAAGGAGUUAAGGAUCAUCAUAACAGGUUUGCUGACUACUCUGGAUGCUGAUCGGGGGGUACAAGAAGCUAACUGGCACAAUGGGGGUGCGUUUAUCUGCAUUUGAUUUGAUGAGCAAUACUCAAGCUGGGUAACCAUGCUUUUAUCUGGCUGUAAUAGGAGUAGCGAGUGAGAGAAGUCUGGAAUGAUCCAUAUGCUUGGUGGGUAAUGAGUGGUCUGUGUAGCUUCAACAGAAAUGUUUGUGAAAGUUACGGUAAGAAUUACUGUGCACGCGUGGUGGUUAACUGGUUUAUGUGGGCGUGUGCUAUGGAGCCUCUCAUGAGUCAUGAAACGAAUCGGUGUACAUUGAACUAGCGCUUGGAAUGAAGCCCUGCCAUUCUUGGAGAUGGAUGGCUGGAUCCUGU
Messenger RNA from Zea mays, 1345 nucleotides. RefSeq lists its product as uncharacterized. Gene Ontology annotation, cellular component: plasma membrane. Bases 68 to 943 code for a protein of 291 amino acids. The record is from RefSeq and is marked validated. Lineage: Eukaryota; Viridiplantae; Streptophyta; Magnoliopsida; Poales; Poaceae. Gene Ontology annotation, biological process: defense response to other organism. The transcript is spliced from 2 exons.